AUGAUGGUGAUGAUGAUGAUGGCCGUGUUGGUCAUGGUCAUGGCAAUGUUGUUGAUGACGAUCAUCGUCCUCGGCGUGAUGUUGGUCAUCAUCAUCGAUCUCGUCAUGGUUCUGGUCGUCAUGAUGGUGCUGGUACUGGUGGAGGCCGUCAGUCGCAGCGGAGCGGUCGACGGCGACAUCAUCCUCUUCUCGCUCGACGCGUAUGUAGCGGCGGUGGUCGACGGACAUGGCGAGGAGGCCACAGAUGCAUUGGCUGCAGUGGACGCGGCGCUAGACGAGCUGCAGAGCAAGACGGCACAGGCCGAAGCCGAAGUGGUUUCACUGGAGACAGCGGUCAAGCGACAGGGUGCCUCGUUUGGCGCGGCCAUGGACAGGUUGCGCUCGCACUUUGGCUUGACCGUCUCUGCCUUUGAGACCAUGGAUGGCUCCAUUGACGCUGUCGGCUCUUCAGCCAUCCGCAUUGGCAACCACCUGCACCGGCUGGACUUGCAGCGCAAGCGCGCACUGGCGGCUACUGAACUGCUGGGCAUGCUGCAGGCGUUUGAAGAGUACGGUUCCGGAGACGGCAACGGCGCUCAUCCGCUUGCCGACCUCGAGGCUGGCAAAGCCGCCGAGGUCGUCUCGAUUCUGUCGCGCGUGGUGAGCGACGUCGACGCGCCACAGUUGGCUUCCAUCCGUAGCGUCAUUGAGGCAUCCGAGAUGGAGCUGCAGGACUCGCUGCUGAUGCGGUUCCGCGAGGCGUACAACGAGGGCGAGGUGGCGGCGAUGCGGGCCGCUGCCGAGGCCUUUUCCCACUUUAACUCUUCGAACCGCAUGGCGCACGAGCUGGAAGAGUGCUUCUACGUCAAGCGCAUCGCUCCGCUGGCGUAUCUCGACUGGCUCACGGCUCCGCUACCCGAGGCGCUGGCAACUAUCCACCGGACCGCAGUCCGCAUCGCGCUCGCAGAGAGCGAGCUCGUUGCCGCCGUCUUUCCGACUGUUGCCUCGCGCGUUCUCACUUCGCUUCUGCGGUACCUGUUCUCCAAGCUUGUCUUCAAGGCCUUUCGCGCUCUGCUUGACGCAGCGGCAGCGGCGGCGCCGGACGUACCGGACGCGCCGACAAUCGAGAGUGAGCCCGUGGCACCGACGCCGGCUCUCAAGUACCUCGUGGCGCUCCACGCCUGCGCGGCUGCGGCGCGGCGGCUGGUGGACGAGCUCAGCGCCGCCGGCCUCGCUGACGAGGCCGCGGCACUGGACGAGCCGGUCACUGAGUUCUUUCUCCCGCUGCAGGCCAAGUAUCUGGAGAAGGAGCGCUACGCGCUGUCCGAGUACUGCGCUGCCGUCGUCGCCGCUGAGCACAAGGCCGUCGGCGUCGACGCCGCGCCCAAGGCCAAAAAGUCGUUCUUCUCCACCAUUGCGUCGUCGGUCCACGUCCCAGGCAGCCACUCGGGCGCGGCGAGCGGAGGCGAGGCCGAGGCCGACAAUGGGGCUGCGGCGUGGGUCGUCGUUCCCAGCGAUGGCUUUGACGCGGCCGACCCGGCGCCCAAGGUCUCGCUUCGCGUCGCUUCAACGCUGCUUCGGGUCCACGAAGACGCCGUCAAGCGAGCCCAGGUCCUUUCGCUCCCUGACACUGAGGCCGAAAACGUCCAGCAGCUCUUCAUGUCGCUCCUCUUCUAUCUCGGGCGCAAGUACGUCCGCCGCUCGAUUGAGGCUGUCCAAAUGGAGCUACCGGAUCGUUCGAGCGCUAGCGAUGAGCCGCAGCUCGAGCUCUUCCUCGUCGUCGUCUCACGAGUCACCCACAUUGCCCGUCUGCUGCAGGCUCACUUUGCCACCUUUGUCCUCCCGGCCAUCGACUCUGCGGUCAACGUCCGCACCAUCUGCGUCGAGCGUAAGAACCAAACGCUCGCUGCCCUCGAGGCCGGCCUCAAUUCCGGCCUCACCACCGGCCUCAUCGCCCUUGUCUCGCACUUUAAGGCCCUGCUCGAGGACGCCCAGCUCUCGGCAGACUAUGCGCCCAAGUCUGACGACGACUCGGCCAUGAUGCUCACUGCGCAGAAGACCGCUGCCUGCGCCGCAGGCACAGCGUUUCUGGAGCGGACCGCAGCACUCCUACGCUCACGCCUCGACCCGGCCAACGCCGCCCGCAUGCUCCGCGAGCUCGGCAACGGCGCCAUCGAAGUUCUUCUUCGCCACAUCAAGCGGUUCAAGUACACCGAGUUUGGCGCCCUCCGCCUCCUCAACGAUCUGCAGGGCUACCAGGCUGCGCUUGCCACCUUUGAGCUUGACGAAGUCGACGCCGAGUUUGUCAUGCUCCGCGAGCUUGGCAACCUCUUUCUCGUUGCUCCGCACAACCUUCCGGGCGUCGCCUCUGAAGGCGAGCUCGCCCGUCUCGACCGCAAGACCAUUCUCAGCUACGUCCAGCAGCGCGCCGACUUUAAGCAAGCCCGCAUCGGCAAGCUCUUUGAUGCUGCUGCCUAAGCCCCCCCCCCCUCCCCUUACGCAACGACUUGAAACCUGCCUGCAUCACCAAUGCCACAACGCGAUCAAAUCACGCCGUC
This is a messenger RNA of Thecamonas trahens ATCC 50062, 2537 nucleotides long. RefSeq lists its product as uncharacterized. Gene Ontology annotation, biological process: exocytosis; Golgi to plasma membrane transport. Bases 1 to 2457 code for a protein of 818 amino acids. Gene Ontology annotation, cellular component: exocyst; cytoplasm. Lineage: Eukaryota; Apusomonadida; Apusomonadidae. The transcript is spliced from 2 exons. The record is from RefSeq and is a predicted model, not a curated record.